This is a messenger RNA of Sciurus carolinensis (gray squirrel), 1005 nucleotides long. RefSeq names its product dynactin subunit 3 (gene Dctn3). Lineage: Eukaryota; Metazoa; Chordata; Mammalia; Rodentia; Sciuridae. Gene Ontology annotation, cellular component: dynactin complex. Bases 40 to 861 code for a protein of 273 amino acids. Gene Ontology annotation, biological process: cytoskeleton-dependent cytokinesis. The record is from RefSeq and is a predicted model, not a curated record. The transcript is spliced from 9 exons.
CUCUGACUCUUCCGCGGUUGAGGUGGGGCGGUAGUGGCGAUGGCGGCUCUGACAGACGUGCAGCGGCUACAGGCCCGAGUAGAGGAGCUGGAGCGCUGGGUGUACGGGCCGAGUGGGGCGCGCGGCACGCGGAAGGUGGCUGAUGGUCUGGUCAAGGUGCAGGUGGCUUUGGGGAACAUUGCCAGUAAGAGGGAGAGGGUGAAGAUUCUGUACAAAAAGAUUGAAGACCUGAUCAAAUACCUGGAUCCUGAGUACAUUGACCGCAUUGCCAUACCUGAUGCCUCUAAGUUGCAGUUCAUCUUGGCAGAGGAACAGUUUAUUCUCUCCCAAGUUGCACUCCUGGAGCAGGUGGACAACCUGGUACCCAUGUUGGACAGCGCUCCCAUCAAAGCCGUUCCUGAGCAUGCCGCCCGCCUGCAGCACUUGGCCCAGAUCCACAUCCAGCAGCAGGACAAGUGUGCGGAGAUCACUGAAGAGUCCAAGGCUCUCCUGGAGGAAUACAACAAAACUGUAUCCUUCUGCUCAGCUAGACCCCACAGCAGCAGCAGCAGUAGCAUUCACUCCAAACUGAACCUCCUGUUCGCAAGCUUCACCUUUGCUUCCGCAGUGUCCAACAGGGCCCUCUUGCCCCGGUUGGGGCGCCCCUGUCCCGGAUGUAUCUGCGGAGACUGCGCUUGUGUUCCCAGUCCGCACCUACCUAGCUCCGCUCGCUCCGCAGGUCUAAGCUCCUCCUCGGUUUCUCUCAGGCUCCGCCCCCGUACGGCGUGCGCGGCCCCGCCGGCUCGGCGCACUCCCGGCUCGCGCGCCAUCUUGGCUGCGCUGAGAGGAUCGAGUGUGAACCCUCCCGGGCUGCGGAGGUGAGAUCCAGUGGGCAGUGAGAUUCACAGAAACCACAGCAAGCAGGAUGGAGCACUACCGGAAAGCUGGCUCUGUAGAGCUCCCAGCACCUUCUCCAAUGCCCCAGCUACCUCCUGAUACCCUGGAGAUGCGGGUCCGAGAUGGCAG